UCUCCUUCAACACCAGUACAAAAACUACAUCUACAAAAUGACCACCUACUUCAACUACCCAUCCAAGGAAUUACAGGAGGAGCUUAGCCGCAUUGCGCGCGCUAUUGUCGCUCCCGGCAAGGGUAUUCUCGCUGCCGAUGAGUCUGUCUCCACCAUGGGCAAGCGUCUGCAAGAUAUUGGUGUUGAAAAUACCGAUGAACAUCGUCGUCAAUAUCGGCAGCUGUUGUUCUCCACUGACCCCAAGGUCGCUGAGAAUAUCUCCGGUGUGAUUUUGUUCCACGAAACUUUGUACCAGAAGGCCGAUGAUGGUACACCAUUCGUUGAAUUGUUGAAGAAGCGUGGCAUCAUUCCCGGCAUUAAGGUCGACAAGGGUGUUGUGCCAUUGUUCGGCUCCGAAGACGAAUGCACCACUCAGGGUUUGGAUGACUUGGCUGCCCGUUGCGCUCAAUACAAGAAAGACGGUUGCGAUUUCGCCAAGUGGCGUUGCGUCUUGAAGAUUGGCAAGAACACACCUUCCUAUCAGUCUAUCUUGGAGAAUGCCAACGUUUUGGCCCGUUACGCUUCCAUCUGCCAAUCGCAACGUAUUGUACCAAUUGUUGAACCCGAAGUGUUGCCCGAUGGUGAUCAUGACUUGGAGCGUGCACAAAAAGUUACCGAAACCGUAUUGGCUGCUGUCUACAAGGCUUUGAACGAUCAUCAUGUCUACUUGGAGGGUACUCUGUUGAAGCCCAACAUGGUGACAGCUGGUCAAUCGUCCGCUAAGAAAUACACACCCGAUCAAGUUGCGCUCGCCACCGUCGAAGCUCUGCGCCGCACUGUACCAGCUGCUGUUCCCGGCAUUACCUUCUUGUCUGGUGGUCAAUCUGAGGAAGAGGCUUCCGUACACUUGAACGCCAUCAACAAAGUACCAUUGCUGAAACCAUGGGCUCUCACCUUCUCGUACGGUCGUGCUCUACAAGCUUCCGUAUUGCGAGCAUGGGGUGGCAAGAAGGACAACAUUACCGCUGGCCAAAAUGAAUUGUUGAAACGUGCAAAGGCAAAUGGACUCGCAUGUCAAGGAAUCUACGUAGCCGGUUCAAUACCUUCGUUUGCGGCCAAUACCAGCUUGUUUGCUAACGGUGAAUCUGCUGUGGGCAAAUAUGUUGCCGGUAGUGUGGUCGGUGCUGGUGCUGAUGCUGCACUCUUCGUUGCCAAUCACGCCUACUAAAUGCAAAACAACAACAACAACCAUAACAACAACACUAGUAAGCACAAAGUAGGAGCAAUGGUGCUAAAACCAUGACGAGGUGUACUACAUUAUUAGAAAGGAGAUACAGGCUUAACUAUAUACCUAUAGUAGUGAGAGAUGGAUUAUUGUUUGCAAUUUAUUUAUUAAGAAUAAAAAGUGUCGUAGCAAGAGUAACAACAAGCAAAAGAAAGAACAAAGGAAAAAUAUUAAGUCAUCAAAACAGCAACAACAAAGUGAAUAGGCUACUAGAAAUUAGUAGAAGAAAUAAAACCAAAGCCAAGGAAACCAAGAGAAUAAAGAGGGUUGUGCUGAAACAACAAACACAACAAAAACCGUCAAGAACAUCACACAACUAUAAUUAGUAACUACAACAAAAAAAAAAAAUAAUAACCUCGCUGCCUCUACCUCCCACCAGUUGCUUGCGAAUUUAGCAAAAAAAAAGUGCAAAUCUUGAAACGCAACAUCAACCCAUGUACCACAAUAAUAAAACAAAUUAACAUCCAAAAUUGUUUACUAAGUUUUAAUGCUUUUCAAGGAGAGGCUAAUUAAAAGAAGACAAAACGAGGUGGAACAACUCUCAACAUUAUCAUCACUCUGUUCAUCAUGGCUGCGGCGGAUGCGCACCAACAACUAAGCGACAAAAGAUGCAGAACAAUUUACAACAACAAGCAAACUAUUUGCUGUUACAAUAAAAGAAGAAAUUUAUUAUCAUUAUGUAUAUUUUUAAGUAAAAAAAAAAAAAAGUGAGAAAAAGUAAUCAAGUUGAGAGUUAAUACAAAUUUAGAAAAUAAAAAAUAUUUAAAAAACGUUAAACAUUGCAUGUGCUGUUCUUUAAAAGAAAAGCAAACAAAAUAUCAAUUAUUACCAAAAAUGUUGUUUAGUAGUUAUGUAGACAAAAAAUUAUUGUUACAAUACGUUUUUCUUCAAUUUUCAUCAACUUAAAUAUUUUAGACGAAAGAUAUACAAAAGGGGCUUUAAAUGUUUUUUUGUUUUAAAUUUCGAAUACAUACUAGUUUAAGCGCGUUUCUUGCUUCGCACAAAAAUUAUGCUUUGUGCAAAAUAAUUAAAACUGACGACUAUGACUUUA
This is a messenger RNA of Rhagoletis pomonella (apple maggot), 2315 nucleotides long. RefSeq names its product fructose-bisphosphate aldolase. NCBI's taxonomy places the organism in Eukaryota, Metazoa, Arthropoda, Insecta, Diptera, Tephritidae. The coding region runs from base 38 to 1207 and encodes 389 amino acids. The transcript is spliced from 5 exons. Gene Ontology annotation, molecular function: fructose-bisphosphate aldolase activity. Gene Ontology annotation, biological process: fructose 1,6-bisphosphate metabolic process; glycolytic process. The record is from RefSeq and is a predicted model, not a curated record. Gene Ontology annotation, cellular component: cytosol.